Phycomyces blakesleeanus NRRL 1555(-) is the source of this 435-nucleotide messenger RNA. RefSeq lists its product as hypothetical. The record is from RefSeq and is a predicted model, not a curated record. The transcript is spliced from 3 exons. The coding region runs from base 1 to 435 and encodes 144 amino acids. Lineage: Eukaryota; Fungi; Mucoromycota; Mucoromycetes; Mucorales; Phycomycetaceae.
AUGAAUAUUGAAAUUGAAAUCAAUGAUGUUGAAGAAUAUUCUGAAGAGAAUUCUGAAGAGUGUGUUGAAACAUUGAUUUGGACCUCUUUAAAAAACUUAAAGAGUCUCAAGAAUUUGAUGGUCAGUAAUAAAAAAAUAAAUUAUCAAAUAGAUCACUACUAUUUAUUAAAUAUGCUAGAAGAUUCAAAUCUUGCCUUCAUUGCUUCUUUUGUUACCACAUUUAUAUCAAAAUAUGUGGUAAAUUCUGGUGGUGUCAUACUGCUAAAGUUCAUCAAUGAGGUUCUGGCACAUUUUGAACAGUCCUUCCAUCUUCCCUUGAGCUUGAGUGGUUUCAAUUCCAUUACAGGAAUCAAUUUGUUAACUAGAGACUUGUAUUGUUAUGUUGCAUGUAGUGAAUGCAACAGCAUUUAUUUUGAGUCUGCAUCUGUCCCUUAG